UUGGAAUUGGACCCACCAUAUUUUAUACCUACAUAUGAAGUUUUUGUUUCUUCGAAAGAAAAAAAAAAGUUGAAAGGUAAAAGAUUUCAUCUUCUUCAAUGGAUCUGAUGGGUAUCAAUCAUUCAUUCUGAGAAUUUAACAAGCUAAGCACCCAUCACUUGUUGGUGAUUAUCUGACCUGGGCUCUCUGGGUCCUAAAUUGACAGAGAACUCGUCAACUUUGGAGCACCACUUUUGGAAGGUCUAUCCCAAGGAGCAUUUGAUAACACCAGUUACUAGACAGCCAGCUUCAGAUCUCGACUGCAUGUGGUUUCUUCCAUAGCUUUAUAUACUUCAGCCAUGGGAGACUGGAUCAUUGGAGCUUUCAUUAAUCUCUUUGGGAGCAUCGCCAUCAACUUUGGAACUAACCUUCUCAAAUUGGGUCACAACGAGGCUUAAUGAUUCUGGCUAAAUUAUAUGCAGAGAGAAAGGCAUUCUAUGCUAGGCAGCAAUGAAACAAAUGGAAAGCUUCCAUUAAAGCCUAUAAUAUACUUCCAGACUUGGAGAGUUGGUAUUGUAUUUUUCUUUCUUGGAAAUUGCCUUAAUUUCAUAUCCUUUGGAUAUGCUGCUCAGUCACUUCUUGCAGCCCUGGGAUCUAUUCAGUUCGUAUCAAAUAUCGCUUUUGCUUAUUUUGUGCUGAACAAAAUGGUGACUGUCAAAGUACUGGUUGCCACAGCCUUUAUUGUUCUUGGAAAUAUCUUCCUUGUUGCAUUUGGCAACCACCAAUCACCUGUAUAUACACCAGAGGAGUUGGCAGAGAAAUACAGCAACAUCACAUUCCUUGUUUAUUGUCUGAUUUUAAUUCUGGUUGUUGCCCUGCAUCACUCCAUUUAUAGGAGAGGCGAACUACAGCUUGCUGUGUCAGGAAAAGAUCUUAGACCCUAUUGGCAUAUGCUUCUCCCUUUCUCCUAUGCAGUGGUUUCAGGUGCUGUAGGAUCAUGCUCAGUGUUGUUUGCAAAAUCUCUCUCAAACCUGCUACGAUUGGCAAUGUCAAGUAAUUAUCAGUUGCACAGCUGGUUCACUUAUUCCAUGCUCCUCUUAUUUCUUAGUACUGCUGGUUUUUGGAUGACCAGGUUGAAUGAAGGAUUGUCACUGUUUGAUGCAAUCCUUAUUGUUCCUAUGUUCCAGAUUGCUUGGACUUUCUUCUCCAUUUGUACAGGUUUUGUAUACUUUCAGGAGUAUCAGGUUUUUGAUGCCCUGAGGACGACAAUGUUCAUAAUUGGAAUGCUGUGUGUGUUUGUUGGCAUUUCUUUGCUGGCACCUGAUGAGUCUAGAGGUGAUGCAAAGGAGAACUCAUCUUUGGUUUCCGUUGUGUCUUCAAGUGAGAUGGACAGGCUGGUUGCACUAUCUGAAGAGGCACAAAAAGACACACCAUUACCUUCGCAAAGCAUGUCAAUGAAGAUUGCUGAUAUGAUAUCCAAGGCAAAGAUGGCCUGUUCAGUAUCUCUAGGUUUUGGGGAGGAUUCAAUCAAUGCAUCUGCGGUUCUUGUAAUGCCCAUGGUGUCGUCAAAGAUAACAGGCUUUAGAGGAAGUGGGUUUGACCGGGGUAAGCUUUUCUCUAUGAGAAAUCCGGUAUGGAGUAAGAUCUCGGCGGAAGGAGAUGGUACAGAAUUGCUAGAUACAAGCUCAGUCCUCUCCCAGAGCCCUUGAAUAGGAAAAACUGUAAACAUCCAUGUUCCCCCCUCCGUCCUGACUCCCCUCCCCUCAUUUUCUUAAGUAAUACAGUUGUUUUAGGAUAGAGUGAGUUACGCUAUUCAUUGGACAUCAUGUAAGUUUGAUGGGAUUCAUUGUAUACCUGUAGAUCUUUACGCUAUUGAAAGGAAAGGAAAUACAAUUUGUCAAUGCCUCUAAACAA
Molecule: messenger RNA, 1893 nt
Organism: Tripterygium wilfordii
Lineage: Eukaryota; Viridiplantae; Streptophyta; Magnoliopsida; Celastrales; Celastraceae
Product: probable magnesium transporter NIPA8
Exons: 14
Coding region: 456-1688 (410 amino acids)
Biological process (GO): magnesium ion transport
Cellular component (GO): membrane
Molecular function (GO): magnesium ion transmembrane transporter activity
Source: RefSeq, a predicted model, not a curated record